Molecule: messenger RNA, 763 nt
Organism: Lolium perenne
Lineage: Eukaryota; Viridiplantae; Streptophyta; Magnoliopsida; Poales; Poaceae
Product: signal peptidase complex subunit 2
Biological process (GO): protein targeting to ER
Cellular component (GO): membrane; signal peptidase complex
Source: RefSeq, a predicted model, not a curated record
CCCCGGCGUCUCGUCGCCCGCUCCACCGUAUCGAUCCGCACCCGCCCACCUCCUCCCCCUCGACGACGGCGCAGAUGGCGAGCGACGGCGCGGCGGCCACGCCGGCGAAGGUGACCCCGAAGAAGGCCAACCUCCUUGACCCCCACUCCAUCAAGCACCUCCUCGACGAGACCAUCUCCGAGGUCGUGAAGAGCAAGGGCUACGCGGAGGACAACCGGCUGGGCAACUGGAAGCUCCUGAUAGGGACGGCCGUGAUCGGCGUCGCGCUCCUCGCGCAGUUCUACCCGAAGAAGUUCCCCCAGAACCGCGAGUUCCUGCUCGGCUGCAUCGCGCUGUAUGUGGUGAUGAAUGUGGUGCUGCUGAUCCUUAGCUACACCAAGGAGAAGGAUGCCAUCAUCUUCACCCACCCUCCCGCGGGCUCUUUCAAUAGCACUGGUCUUGUUAUUUCUUCAAAGUUACCAAGAUUCUCGGACAUGUACAAUCUUUCAAUAGCCAGUGCGGAUCCACAAUCAAUUUCUGCUCAUAAGACCGUCCAAUUCACUAAGAGUGUUACAAAAUGGUUUACAAAGGACGGUGUUCUUGUGGAGGGCCUGUUCUGGAAGGAUGUUGAGAGACUGGUUGAUGACUACAACAAUGAGCGCAAGAGCAAAUGAAUUAGUGACUCUUGUCUUUGAUUAUGAGGAUAAAGCUUAGUCUAAUGGAAAUAGACAAUGUUUUUGAUGACAGUACUGUUUGACUGAUGAAUGAAGUGUCGUUAAGAUUA